UUGUAACUGCUGACAGUAAACAGAGGCGAGUUUUAGAUCACAUUGUUGAUAAAAUUUCAAGGUAAAAAUGAGACAAGUGUGUAGUAUAAAGUGUUCUUUUCUUCAUAACUUAGUCAGGAUAUCUCUGAAAUAGACGAAAUUAUAUCUGAGCGAUGCGGACUAUCACAAAUAUAUGCCUUAUCUGCGUUUAUUAUUUUGCGGCCUUUUAACAUCUAACAUAUAACUUAAUGACAGGAGUACAAUUACAAUGAUUUAUUUUUUACCGUACUAGGAAGUAUGUGCAUUCAGACUUUGUUCCACUUGAUGGCCAUGAAUUGAAGCAUUAGAACGGAUAACAAGGGAGAUAUCUGUCAUUCAUUUUGCACACCGUUUCAUGUUUACUGAGUGACAGGUACAGAACCACAUCGGUAGCUUGUGAAGUUACAGACUGCUUAUAUUAUUCACUGAAAAACUUUAAUACCAUGACGUUACAGCAUCUUGUGAAAAUAGUGCCCCCCUUUCCUCCUUGUGACAAUCUGAUCUGCUAGAUCGACCAACUUUCCUACAGACUGCGUGAGACUAUCCCGCAUCCGGGUAAAUGGACAAUGACAUUUCCUCUUGAAUAAAACAAUCACCCGAGGAAAUGGCGGACUUUGAUGUUGAAGAUAUCUCCCAACUAGACGACGACAGUUUAGGAAAGACACCGAAGCCUCGAUAUGAAGAAGACGAAAUAUAUACUGAAAACAGUGGCGAUUUCGGCACAUCCAACACCGAUUGGGAUAGCUCAUUAAAUCCUGGGUCUGGAAUCGCGCAGUCAAACGGAUAUGGUUUGGAUGAUCCGGGACAGAGCUUUGGACCUCGCUUGGAUCAAACUCACACUUUGAGCUCCAAAUCCUCCUCGGAUUCAGAAGAUGAAGAUGACAGAGAGACUGUGUACUCUCGGUUCGAUCCCAAAGUUCUCGCCAAUUCUGUGAAUCCACGAAAGUAUAGGGAAAGAUACAAAAAGAAAAAUAGAGCUCCAACGCCACCAGAUGUAAAGAGCAUUCCAACCCAACAAGCCGAAACUGAAGCGAAGGAGCAGGAACCGAAAUCAUCGAGCAAAACGCAUACAGAGUUUUGGGACAUAUUCAAAAUCAUAAGCCGGGAACCGAAGAGAGACGACUUCCAUAUGACAGGCAGGAUGAUGGUUUUAAAAGUUGUCACCUACAUAGUGUUGGGGUUGCUUCUCCUCGUCUGCUCUGUAAUACAAAAACUCAGUCUGGCUACGCUCGUGUCCAAUACAUCGGAAUUUCAUCACACUCUACUGCUUAUCGUCAUAUGUAUCCCCUACACCUUGAUAUUCCUGACCAGCUUGUGGAGGUCACUAUUUGGAAAUGUUCCCUUCCCGUCGAGGAAAAAUGUCAUUUUUGUUGUUAUCAUUGAGGGUUUGCACUCUGUUGGACUGUCUUUACUGACUUUCCGAGUCCUGCCGGAAAUCGAUGUUGUCAGGGGGAUAAUGCUACUCAGCUGUACCUGUAUAACACCAAGUCUCCUUAAACCCAUGUGUUCUUCAUCGCAAAAUACAAAUAUGUCAACAGUUGGUAAGAUAAGCGUGUUCAGUUUUGAUAUGUUGUCAUCCCUCAUGCAAAUGUCUGCUAUACCGGUGGUUGUAUUGACUGAGUACUAUAUCAACCACAAUAAUUUUGCCGAGAAUAGCGUGAAGAUCGUUGAAGUUAUCGCAGCACUGUUCCUUUGUUCAUUCUCGUAUUGGGAAAACUUCGUUGACGACAGAUUUUGUGGAACUUUAAGCAAUACAAACAAAUUGCAGAUCCUAAUGCUGGGAUUGAAGUUCGACCUACAAGAGAGCAGACCUAUUUUAUACGCGCUAGCUGCUCCGGUGAAGGUCCUGAUUACCGGCACGCUUGCUUUUUAUCUGGACGAUCAGGAGACAAAAUUAGAAUGGGAUCAAUUUCUGACGUUUUUUGAACUAUUAGGAAAAGAACCAAAACUCUUGGUUGCUGUUACCUUUACCUUGAUGCUUGCUCUGUCAGCAUUCAUAGGUCACUUCGUAGCGUACACAACGUGUAAACUUCAGAUGCAGAUCGUUUCGUUUUCUGUGCCUUUGCUGCUUUCGACGCCUGUUGCCGUAUGCGCACUGUAUAAUGAUUGUCAGACACAUUUCCUCCUUGAGAUAUCUUCUUAUGAAAACCGUACCUGUGAUGCUGACCUUCUCGACACGUGGUGGCACCUGCCUGUAGCCGCUGGUUGGCUCAUUUCGGUGUACUGGAUUGGACGUCACAUCUGGUUCCCAUGUCAACCCCGGCUCGCACAACUUGAAAAGUUGUUUGUCAACCCCUUGUAUUGUGGAAUAUUGAUGGAGCAAGAUUUGAUCCUUAACCGUCGUCGUCACACACGCAAAAUCUUCAAGGUCAACAGCGAAGGACGAAUUCACUACAGGUUGUCAUUUGAUAACGUGAAAGAUACUAGUCCAGAAGACGAGGUGACAACGGGUACUUUACCUCCCAUGGUCUACGCAUGUGGAACAAUGUGGCAUGAAAGCCGACAGGAAAUGGUUCAACUCCUAAAGUCGUUGUUCAGGAUGGACAAGGAUCAAUAUCUGCGGAAAAAGGCAGUUAAUAUGUUUGGUGUGGAGCAAGCGGAUGUGAAAUACUACGAGUUUGAGCCCCACAUUUUCUUCGAUGACGCGUUCGAAACUAAUGCUGAUAAUGAAAGUGUUCCAAACUCCUUUGUCAACAUUUUCGUGGAAUUGAUGGAAGAAGCUGCAAGCUCGGUUCACGAAAAGGUGAUGUCAAUCAGCGACCCUAUACAGAUCCCAACCCCGUACGGAGGACAGCUCGUGUAUCUCAUGCCUGGGGAAAACUUCAUGUUCGUUCACCUGAAAGACAAGACAAAAGUCCGACACAAGAAGCGAUGGUCACAGGUGAUGUACAUGUACUACCUACUUGGCUAUCGUAUUCUCAAAGAAUGCCAGGAGGUUGUCAUGACAGCCAUGAAGGACAAUGCUUAUAACGAUCUGGUCAGUUGGCGACAUUUCCAAAGACAAAGAACAGGGAAAGUGGAAAAAAGCCAAAUCUUUAAUUUCCUCGACGAUGAAGUGUUAUACAGGGCACAGAACACGUUUAUAUUGGCUCUGGACGGUGACGUUGAAUUUACACCAGGAGCGGUGCAUCUCCUUAUUGAUAAGAUGAAGAAAAACGACAGAGUGGGGGCGGUGUGUGGACGGAUUCAUCCCACAGGCAAAGGGCCGGUAGUAUGGUUCCAGCAGUUUGAGUACGCCGUGGCCCAUUGGCUUCAGAAAGCCACAGAACACGUGCUGGGGUGUGUAUUGUGCAGUCCCGGAUGUUUCAGCAUGUUCCGUGGAUCUUCUCUAAUGGAUGACAACGUCAUGAGGAAGUUCACUAUCCUUCCAACUGAAGCGUCUCAUCAUCUCAUGUACGACCAAGGCGAGGACAGAUGGUUGUGCACCCUCCUAGUACAACAGGGGUACCGUAUUGACUACACAGCCGCCGCAGAUGUCUUUACCCACGUUCCUGAAGAUUUUGGCGAAUUCUUCGAUCAGAGACGACGCUGGAUGCCUUCCACUUUUGCGAAUGUCCUUGAGUUGUUGCAGGAUGGACGAAACACUGUUGCAAUCAACAACAGCAUAAGCUGGCUUUACAUCGUCUAUCAAUAUAUUCUUCUACUGUCGACCAUGGUAGGCCCUUGUUUGGUUGUGAUGAUGAUAGCUGGAGCACUUGUGUCUGUUUUCAACGUGGAACUAAUCACCUCUUAUCUCAUAGCUCUUUUACCAGCGCUGUUUUUCAUUAUAUUGUGCUUCAAUGUAAAACCAAAGCACCAAAUUAGAGCAGCGCAGAUUCUAGGUGCAUGGUAUAUUUUAGUUAUGGCUGUCGUCUUCAUCGGCUGUAUCAUUAUAGCCUACAAAGAAAAUCCUCUUCAUCCGAGUGUGAUUUUCAUAGAGUCAGUGAUCCUCAUCUUUAUCUUUGCAGCUUGCUUCCACCCACAUGAAUUUAGCUGUAUCAUGCAUGGAGCAAUGUACUUCCUCUGUAUUCCAUUAGGUUUCCUACUUCUUGUUAUUUACUCUCUUUGCAAUAUGCAUGACAUAUCCUGGGGAACAAGGGAAGUACAAAAGAAGAAAACUAUACAGGAAACCAUAGAAGAGAAAAGGUUAAAGAAAGAAAGAAAAGAAAGGAAUCAACAGGGAUUCCUUUCUCGGUUUAUGCCAAAUAUGAAAUUCGCCGACAUAGCGGAGGUCCUCAAAGGCCUGAAGUUGAAAAACAAAAGAAAAGAAGCGACGACAGAAAUGCUGAGAGUCAUGAACAAAAAUUUUGAACUAUUACUAAAAUUAAAACAAAGUAAAGGACGCAAAAUUGACACUGGUGUGCAGGAUAUUGAAAGUAUGCCAGAGCUGGUUUUCCAAAACGACACGCAACAUCCGAUUCUUAAGAAAACUGUCACAUUCGAUGACAAAGAAAUCAUGCAAGAUGAGCAUGACGAGUUGGAAGAUGAUAUAGUGACCCCCAAAAAGAAAGAUAUCGAUGAUAAGAUUGAUUCACAUUUGGCAAAACAAAAUAAACUAGGAAAUGGUCCCAUACUUCGGAUGAAUCCCGCAGAAGAGGAAUUCUGGAAAAUCUUAAUUCACAGGUACCUUUAUCCACUGGAAGUUACCGCAGCGGCGCAGAAACAAAUCAAGACUCGACUGCUAGAACUCCGAAACAGUAUAUGCGUUGCCAUAGGUAUCAUCAAUCUGAUUUGGAUUGCAGUUAACUUCAUGUUCCAGCUGCGGAAACCGGCCACCAUCUAUUUCGAAGUACCAAGUGAUGUUGAUGAAACCGAAGUGAACUCAGAAACCUUCCAAGUUGACUUGCUUGGCAUGCUAUUUAUCAUAUUCUUCGGUGUCAUCAUACUAAUUCAAUUUAUUGGAAUGUUGGUACAUAGAUGGGGAACGUUCUUGCACUUGGUUGCAAUUACAGAUAUACCAAAUCCUUUUAAACGAACCGUCAGCGAAAACGAUUUUGAAAAUGAAAAUUCUAAGUUCAUGGCAAAGAAAGCGCUUGAAUUUUGUGAGAGAUUAAAUUCCGAGUCAAUCCAAGAUGAUGCAAUGAACAGUGACGACGAAGAGGAAGAAGACGAGAAAGCUUUUCGAGCGAUGGCACAAGUUAUAAAUAAUAUACAAGAAAAGGGCACGAAAAAUAUUCCUGGUUCAACGAAUCCGCUUGGCAUAAGUAUAAGGCAAACAGGACUGAAUGCAAGUGCCAACGUAGGAUGUAAUCUUAUAGAUAGAAGAACAGGUGGAGCCAAUUCUAUGAUGAGAUCAAUCCUCAGACGCACAGCUCAAAAAGAAAGCAAGCUCUUAGAUGUGAGGGAGAAACCGGUGACAACAAGUGGAAUGGAUAAAGGCACGUUCAACGAUAUCGAAAAGGGCAUUCCAAAAAUACGCUUUGCUGUUGGCGCGCCAUUACAAAAGCAUUUCAUGAGUGAGGUUAGAAACCGGAGAGUUCCUAACACACCUGAGGAUUUCUUGAAAAAAGAACGCCUAAGUCAAACUCUUAAACGAGGAGGGUACAACCCCGACACGGUCAUCGAUUCUGAAGAAGACAAUGACCUUAUAUAUGACGCAAUUCCUGCUUUGGGUGUAAUGGACAAAGCAUUUGUUAAGAAAUUCAAGAAAUUUAGACUUCAAGAGAAACAGCAGCGAGUGAGCACAACAAGUCACUUUACGAACACAGCAUAUAGUGAGCAUGGACUAUAUUAAAUCCGUGUCCGAUCUGUAGAUGAAUUGUUCCAUCUAAGACGAGAUCGUAAAUCUCGACAGUUGUGUUAUAAUUAGAUGAUAAGUCAAAAUAUCAUUCGAGUGGAGAAUAAUCCCAAGCGUGCAUAGAUCAAUGAAAAUGUUUAUGCUAGUUUCCAUUUUUAAUAAACAAUUCAUAAGUUCAUUAUAGUAUGCAGUAUAAUCAGAUAUUACGACCUGGGCUCUUGUCGGAUGUUUAUGCUAGGCAGCAUGAGCAUAUAUUACACGUAUAUCCUAUUACACUGAAUAAGGAGAUACUCACAUAUCAAUACGAGGAAUAGCAUUACAGUACUGCAUUGGCAUUGCUGAUAUUUCAAUCACUAGAUUUUGCAAUAUCAAUAUUAAAUUCAUAUUCAUGAGAC
Mizuhopecten yessoensis (Yesso scallop) is the source of this 6129-nucleotide messenger RNA. RefSeq lists its product as uncharacterized. Bases 623 to 5731 code for a protein of 1702 amino acids. Gene Ontology annotation, molecular function: chitin synthase activity. NCBI's taxonomy places the organism in Eukaryota, Metazoa, Mollusca, Bivalvia, Pectinida, Pectinidae. The transcript is spliced from 17 exons. The record is from RefSeq and is a predicted model, not a curated record. Gene Ontology annotation, cellular component: cell periphery; cell septum.